AUGCAGGACAGUCGGAUAGUGGCUAACUUGUGUGAAAGGCUCAAGAAACAAGAGACUUUACCAGGAGAGGUAAAAGAAGAGCAUCAGUCUACAAACAAGUGCAUCUUGCACUCCUCUAAGGAGCUCAAACUCUACUGUAAACAAUGCCAGAUGCCAGUUUGUGAGCUGUGUUUAGAAGAAAAACAUGAUAACCAUCGCACAACAACUGUGAAUGUGGCUGCACAGGAAAGGAGUUCUACAGACCAAGCCUUGAUCAAUGAGGGGAGGAACAUCUUAAACAGUUACUGCAGCUUCAUCAGAGAUCUGAGAGAGACAGAGAAAACCCUGGAUGAACAAAAACAGCAGAGAGACAACAGCAUCAUCCAGGCCUACAACCAAAUGGUGAAAACAAUGGUUCAGCAACUCAAACAGAGUAAAGACUACCUUUUGUCUGAAUCACAACAAAAUCACAGCGAGAACUUGGAGAGAAUACAGAAUGGAAGGGGAAUAGUGUUGGCAGAUGUCAAUGAACUGUCCACUGCAUGUGAUCAAGCAGAACAAAAAAUGAAACAGGGAGUGGUGGAGUUUCUUAGUCAGCAAACUGCUUUGACAGAGGUGGUAGAAAAGUACAGAGGAAAAGCAGUACUAACUCCUGUACAAACCCAGCCUGCUGUCUUCCAUCCCACAGACACCACAUUGGCAGUAUUGGGACAUAUGACGGUCCAUCCUCUUCCAUCUGCACCAAUCCCAGCAGCACCUGCUGUAAGGGAGAAAAGCCAUCGUCAUGGCAACCAAGAGCUUCAGUCUCUUACAUCUGCACUAAUCCCAGCAGCACCUGUAGCAAGGGGCAAAGGUCAUCACCAAGGUAACCAAGAAAUUAAGUCUCUCCCAUCUGCACCAAUGCCAUUUGCAUCUACAACAACUAAUGAUUCAUCACAGGUCACAGGUCAUCACCAUGGUAACCAGAGGCAAUGGGAGGAUCAGCCUCUGAUGUUUGGUGGAGAAGGAUCAGGAACAGGCUAUUUCAGCAACCCAACUGGUGUUACAGUGUCAGAGAGAGGACAAAUCUUUGUAGCAGACAGGGAAAAUCAAAGAAUCCAAGUCUUUAUCCUUCAGGGAACUUUUGUCAGGAAGUUCACAACUCGUGUCUUUCCAGAUUCUGAAGAUUCUUGUUACUGUUUUACUAGUAGCUUGUCAGAUGGGCAGAAAAUGAGACCAUAUGAUGUGGCCAUGGACGGUAAGGGGAAGCUUUGGGUGCUCGGAAUAUUAGAUGUCCACACAGAGUUUGCUGUUCAGUACAACAAGCAUGGUGAGGUCCUGAGGAGUUUCGAACUUAAGAGCACAGGAUGGGCCAAAAGAGUUGCUGUGGACGCGAGGAGGAACCACAUCCUCAUCACACAAACCACAGGAGACAGGGACAACCGGCAAGGUGAAGUGCUAGUGUUCAGGCCAGACGGGACACUUGUGAGAACAAUGGGUGGUGAUAGCAAAACAGAUUUCUUCAAUAUGGGUCAGCCACAGGGGAUGAAGUUCCCGCAGUAUCUCACUGUGGAUGGGGAGGGGAACAUUCUUGUGACAGACUGCGACAGUCACUGCGUCGUUGUGUACAACGAGCACGGACAGUUUCUGUUCCAGUUUGGAAGUAAGGGAAGUGGCGAGGGUCAACUUGACUAUCCCCUUGGCAUCUGCACAGACAGGGCAGGUAACAUCAUCGUGGCAGACUACGGAAACAACCGUGUGGAGAUGUUUGACAAGACAGCUGACAAAACGAUCAAACGUUUUAACGACAUGAGAUAA
Messenger RNA from Branchiostoma floridae (Florida lancelet), 1776 nucleotides. Its product is annotated as tripartite motif-containing protein 3-like. The transcript has 2 exons. Lineage: Eukaryota; Metazoa; Chordata; Leptocardii; Amphioxiformes; Branchiostomatidae. The record is from RefSeq and is a predicted model, not a curated record. Gene Ontology annotation, molecular function: protein binding; zinc ion binding; translation repressor activity. Gene Ontology annotation, biological process: proteasome-mediated ubiquitin-dependent protein catabolic process; protein polyubiquitination; negative regulation of translation. The coding region runs from base 1 to 1776 and encodes 591 amino acids.